AUGCGGCGACGCAAGCCUUUGGGGCGAUCCAGUGCCGAAAGUGCUCCAACCUCACUGCCAGGCGUCAUUGGUAAUCUCCCGAGGCGACCCCCGGGACCCCCCAGCAGCCAAACACUGCCAAGCCCACCAUGUCCCUGCCGGAGCCAGGCACCGAAUUGGCAGGCAGGCAGGCGCGCAGUCACCCGACGGAGUCACUGCACCUCCCCUCGCGUGGCUGCCCUGCAUUGA
Molecule: messenger RNA, 228 nt
Organism: Purpureocillium lilacinum
Lineage: Eukaryota; Fungi; Ascomycota; Sordariomycetes; Hypocreales; Ophiocordycipitaceae
Source: RefSeq, a predicted model, not a curated record